AUGAGGGCUGGUGUUGAUGUCUUUGCUCUUGACUAUGAUGCUAUUAUUGCUGCCAUGUAUGCAUUGACUGUUAGUGCCGAGGGAGACUGUUACUUGUGUGUGCCGCCUGACCCAGGUAUAGAGCCCGCUGCCCUGGGUACUAGUGAGUCUGCUCUCUCUGGUAUGGUGCCCCCUGUACUUGCUCCCUCCAGUGCUGUCCCGGCUGUUUUCGAGUCUGCUCUCUCAGGUACAGCACCCACAGAGACUGCUCUCUCAGGUACCGCACCGGCUGAGGCCUGUCACACCUUCACCCUUGACUCAGGUGCUUCCCGUUGCUUCUUUCGUGACAGUACUGAGCUCACACCGCUUCCUGCACCGGUCCCAGUCUCCUUGGCUGACCCCUCUGGGGGCCCAGUCCUUGCCCAGUCCACCACUGUCCUCCCUUGUCCGGCGGUUCCGUCUGGCUCGUUGUCGGGUUUCCACCUCCCCUCGUUCUCGACGAACCUGGUGAGCAACGCUGUCCUCCAGGAUCAGUGGGUUGACACCUUUACCCCUGGAGGACAGCGUGUGGCGAUCUGCACGUGCUCCAGGACCGGCCGUCACCUGGCUACGUUUACCCGUCGGCCGGGGUCGAGUCUCUACACACUGACCACUGCGUCUCCUCAGGUCGCUGCUGUCGGUCAGGUGUCUGCGUCAGGUCUGGUAGCCCACGCCUGUGAGUGUCGUUCCCUGUCGCACCAGACUCUUCUCUGGCACCACCGCCUGGGUCACCCCUCCUUGCCACGCCUUCGUGGCAUGCACCGUCGCCACCUUGUGUCUGGUCUUCCCAGGUCCCUCCCUCCCCUCCCUGCCUCGCCUGCGCCGCCUUGCCUUCCUUGCGUCGAAGGGCGGCAGCGCGCCGCUCCUCACUCCUCCUCGUUCCCCCCGACAGAGGCUCCUCUGCAGACCCUCCACCUGGACGUGUGGGGCCCAGCCCGCGUUCGUGGUCAGGGCGGUGAGCGGUACUUUUUGCUGGUUGUCGACGACUACUCGCGUUACACCACGGUCUUCCCCUUGCGCACCAAGGGUGAGGUCCCUGCUGUUCUGAUCCCUUGGAUCCGCACAGUUCGUCUCCAGCUCCGCCGCCGUUUCCGGACGGAUCUUCCUGUCCUGCGUCUGCACUCUGACAGAGGUGGUGAGUUUUCCUCCGACCUCUUGAGGACCUUCUGUCAGGCGGAGGGCAUCGAGCAGACCUUCACGCUUCCGGACUCCCCACAGCAGAAUGGGGUUGCUGAGCGCCGCAUUGGCCUGGUCAUGGAGGUCGCUCGUACCUCCUUGGUCCACGCGGCGGCUCCCCAUUUUCUGUGGCCGUUUGCUGUCCGGUACGCCGCGCAUCAGCUCAACCUCUGGCCCCGUGUCUCCUUGCCGGAGACCUCGCCCACACUGCGUUGGACGGGGGAGGUUGGCGAUGCGUCGCGCUUCCGGGUGUGGGGUGCUCGUGCCCUUGUCCGCGAUACGUCCGCGGACAAGCUCUCCUCCCGCACGCUUCCCUGUGUCUUCCUUGGCUUUGUCCCUGACGCGCGUGGCUGGCAGUUUUACCACCCCACCUCGCGCCGGGUCUUCGCCUCUCAGGAUGUCACCUUUGACGAGUCGGUCCCUUUUUACCGUCUCUUCCCCUACCGCACUGCCCCCCUCCCUCCCCCGCCGCUUUUCCUUGCUCCUGGUCCCCCUCCGGUAGACCCCCUUCCCCCUCAGGGUCCUGCUCCUUCAGGUGUCUCUCAGGUAGACCCUCCUCCCGUCGCUGAGCCUGUCGAGGUCACAGGUGACUCAGGUGCUGCUGCAGGUGGUACUGCUGGGAGUGCUGAGCCUGGGGGUGCUGAGCCUGCGGGUGCUGGGCCUGGGAGUGCUGGGACCUGCGGGUACUGGAGCUGA
This is a messenger RNA of Closterium sp. Yama58-4, 1890 nucleotides long. The record is from the annotation of a GenBank genome assembly. NCBI's taxonomy places the organism in Eukaryota, Viridiplantae, Streptophyta, Zygnematophyceae, Desmidiales, Closteriaceae.